Messenger RNA from Gavialis gangeticus (Gharial), 2015 nucleotides. It is a transcript of the gene EVI2A, whose product is annotated as ecotropic viral integration site 2A. Bases 222 to 974 code for a protein of 250 amino acids. NCBI's taxonomy places the organism in Eukaryota, Metazoa, Chordata, Crocodylia, Gavialidae. The transcript has 2 exons. The record is from RefSeq and is a predicted model, not a curated record. Gene Ontology annotation, cellular component: membrane.
UUUAAGCAGAGCACCAAAAUACGUUUCAUUUUAGUAGCAGGUUCGCUCUUUAAAAAAAAAAAAGAAAAAAAAAAAAGCUAUCUUCCAGUCCAUUUGCUAUAUGCUGACGGCUAGUUUCAUCCCAAGAAACGCUUGCUAACGUGGGUAGAAUAAUCUGAAUUUCAACUCUAAUUUUGACCAUAAAACUUUUGGCAAGGUGACUAUCCAGCAGGAACAGGAAAAUGACAAGGCCCCGUAAAGCGUAUUUUGCUUUUCUUGCUGUGACAAGCUUUUCAUUGUGCUUGCAAAUAAUGGCAAACCACGCUAACGAUUCCAGCUACUGGAGCUCCCCUACCCAAAAUCCAAGUAAAAGCUUGAAUAUAACUUACAUCAGUACAACUCUUGAGCUAAUAACAGACGACAGUAUCAAGACAACUAUUUCCACAAUGCCUGCAAGCACCUUUCAAACCUCACCUGCUACAUUUGGAGAGGAGCUUUCAACAUCUUCCCCUGUCCUUAAAGUAACUUCCCCAGCUCACGGCACGAGACCUACCAGAAAGACCCCGAGCACAACAACAAAGACUGUAACUUGUGAAGACAGUAAACCUCUUAUACUAGUUUGUUUCAUUAUAAUAGCAGUGCUCAUCCUUGCUUGCACCUGUUUCAUUCUGUCAACGGUGGUGAUGGCAAACAAAGUGUCCUACCUCAAAAAAUUACAAAAAAGCAAGCGUGCGCCAAGAAGUAAUGGCGAUUUUCUGGCUACAGGCAGUUUAUGGCCAACUGGAUCAGGCACGUGGCAGAGAAUGACUAAAGAGGUAACAGGCACUGACUUAAUGAUGCAAGACCUGAUGUCAGAAAAAGCUGCCACAGUUCAAAGGAAAAGUGAAGAUGGAACAACUGAGAUCCUCGCCCAAGAAAGAGAGAAGGAUCAGAACAGCCAGGGAACGUCAAAACCAUGCAACAGGAUCUUAGUCAACUUUGAAGCCGAGAUUUAAGGAAAGCUCAGGUUCCAAAAAGAGAUAAAAAUACAGCCUUGAAGUAAUGUUCUGUUUUAACCACACACUGUUAGAUCGAGAUCCAGAUUUGAGCUUUCAUGCUAUGGGACAGGAGACUGUUGUGGCAUACAGCUUCACUGCGAGGGAGUGCAACCUUGUGCUUAUUCUUUAGGUCCUUUAAACGGUGACAUAAAAGGUGUUAGACAGGGGCCCGGUCCAUUACAGCUUCUAGAGAAAAUGGUUAGCCAAGUGGAAAUAAAGCAGAACAACAUUUUGGAAACGUUUUGCUGCAACAGAAGCUCUCAAAUGAGAGUCUGUAAAUCAGUAAAGAUCUGUGGACAACCAACUCUGCAGUUCCUCCUCGCACUGAUCUGCUAAAUUAAGAACCAUCUAAAAAUAUGACACAAAGGCAAGAGCUGUAGUUGCCAGGGAGAUGUUGCAAGACAAAUGGGUGGAAUGGUCCACAUAACCACAAAUGUGAGAGGUGUUCCCUAAGACAGCCUCUGUAUUAAUACAUGCUCUGGACAGAAGAAAUAUAAAACCAAUAGACUACAUGCUGUGUGAUUUAACCUCGAAAAUCUGUCAUUCUGAGCUAUUUUUUGCUAGCAUUAAACUGCCACCGUUUACAGUACAUAUACAGCCAAAACGUGUUUUCCCCUGUGCUCGAUCACAACUUUCAAAAGGCCAGUUUGCAUCCAGGGAUGUCUGCAGUGCCUUAAAGUUUGUACAGAAACACGUAUAUCUUGUUCAGCUAUAGUAAGGAUAAUUUUCUCAACUUGGCAAUGCCAAUAAAUAUUUGUAACAGACUUUUAAAGUAGUCUACGCUUGCGUGAUCUUCUUCAUUGAACUCACUGAUGAUAAAAUGUAAUCUAUUGUUUCUAUUGUGGAAAAAAAAUAUCCUUGGAUACUAAGUCUCUGUUACUACCAGAAAUACCAGGGGAAAAUUAAAAACAUCUCAUUCUGAAGAAGUUUAUAGCCAUGAAUUCACUGGGUUAAUAAGACCAAAGGUAACAUUUUGCUACUUCACCCAGAAAAUUAAUA